This is a messenger RNA of Pseudogymnoascus verrucosus, 1715 nucleotides long. RefSeq names its product GPI transamidase component (gene GPI17). Bases 87 to 1715 code for a protein of 542 amino acids. Gene Ontology annotation, biological process: attachment of GPI anchor to protein. The transcript is spliced from 3 exons. Gene Ontology annotation, cellular component: GPI-anchor transamidase complex. The record is from RefSeq and is a predicted model, not a curated record. NCBI's taxonomy places the organism in Eukaryota, Fungi, Ascomycota, Leotiomycetes, Thelebolales, Thelebolaceae.
AAUCAAUCCCCAUCAGCGGCAACCUCCGCACCGCGUUGUUCACAUUGGACCACCACGACCAUGUGUAAAUAGAGAGACAGCCCCCCAUGGCAACCCCUCCGACUGACGAAGCUGAGGCUUCAAACGCUGUCCAGCGCACGGGCAAGCAUGGCAUUGAUGACGGGGAAGCUCCCGCUGAGGCUGUGUCCGCAAUCCCGAAAAAGAAGGGGCCUCCUCCUGAGAAGCCAGAGAACAUCCGUAUCAGGCUCUAUGUGAUGGCCGUGUCCUGGGCCAUGGUGCUCUUUAUUGGCCUGCCGAUAUGGUGGUGGACUACAGCUAUAUACCGGGCGGAUCUUCCCUUGGAUGCCAUGAUGGAUUGGGCGGAUGGACGAGCUUGCCGGCCAGUCUUUCCACUCCGCAUCUCCAUCGACACCGGCUCUCUGCAGGAUCAAGAGGCACAGAACCUCCUACGAGCCACACAACUCGCUCUUGACGACCUCAACGACUUCUCCGCCCAUCACCUGAGGCUACAACUCUCCGGUCCCCAGGUACCCCCACACACCCCCGCGAACACCUCCGUCCUCCCUACCGCAAACCAGAACGAUGAAGAAGUUGCACUGCUCGUCCGCCUGCUCCCUGGGCAAACCACAGAGGCUGUUUUACAGCCGUAUGCGCCAACUCUCGACAUCCACUACACACCAAACCAGGUCCCGACGAGCGCAUCGUCCUCGGCCCCUCUGGCAACCUACAUAGCGACGAACCUGCGCGAGAUUUUCGCUGAAGAACAGGCCAUGAUUGCCUACCUCCUCGCCACUAGCUCGUCGCCGCCAGAGCGGAGCCCCAAGGCAUUAGCCCCUGAGGUCGCAGAAGCGCUCGCCAAGCGAUCCACUCGUUCGAUGAAGUACUCGCGGACGUACCACUUGACAUUCUCUCUCUUCACGCCCUCUGCCACACCCUCGACGUGGGCUAUUGAGCAGGCGCUGGAGGAGCACAUGAAGCCCCUCCUGGAUAGCUUUUCGGCGAUCAGCAAUUUCACUAUUGACACGCAAGUUCAGCUCUAUGCCCAGACUGGGGUAACAGGGGAUAUCCUCCGCAAAGAAGACCUGAGUGGCUUCAUCAACCACGCUGAAUGGCCGUUGAGCCCAAGCAUCGGCGGCGCUCCAACACUGAACUUCAUCAUCUACAUCGGUGACAUGGAAGUCGAAGGCGGCAGCAAGAGCUGGCUCAUCCCGCAAUGGGGUGGUGUAAUCAUCCAACCCAACAUUGACGACCUCCGCCCCGCAAUGCUCACCUUCUCCAACCACCUCCUCGCCCUAAUCGGCGCUCCCGAAUCCCUCACCCUCCCCCUCCGCCUCAACACCCUAACGCGCGUCCGCAGCGCCGGACUCCUCCUCAAAGCCUCCUCCACCCUCGGCUCCCUCGCGCGCCUCACCCUCGCCCUUCCCUCCAUCUCCAUCCCGCGCAGCGUCGCCGACGGAGUCUCCACCACGCUCGCGCACCUGGAAGCCGCGUGUGAUGGCCUGGGAGGCGUCGCGGGGCUGGAGAAUGCGAGGGUGGCGGAGGAGGCGGCGGAGAGGGCUUUUUUUGAGAAGAGUAUGGUGGGUCAGGUGUACUUUCCGGAUGAGCAUCGGAUAGCGGUUUAUUUGCCGCUGUUGGGGCCGAUGGGGGUUCCGCUUGUGAUGGGGGUGUUGAAGGAGGGGAAGGCGUGGUGGAAGAGGAGGAAGGGGGGGGUGUAG